UUUUAGUCGAAAAAGGAUUGAGAUUGGAAAGUCGAUUAAAAUUUUUGAUUUAACCCUACUUUCAGACAUAUAUCAUGGAGGAUGAACCUAUGGAAGAUUUAGAAGCGAAUAACGAUGAAAAUAAUCCCGAUGUUACUGAUAAUAGACAGGCCAGGUUCCCUAUUCCAAGGCCAGGAAGUAUGAUGCUGAUGACCAUUACGGAAGAGGACUAUGUCCAGGAGUACUGGCCAAAACUACAGGAAGCUAUUCGCCAAUUGUUAACCACAAAUUUAGGAGAUUUUAUACCCAUCUCUUAUGAACAGAUGUAUAGUUGUGUGUAUAAGUGUGUAUGUAAGCAGUUCUCUGAGCGACUGUACCAUGAUCUUGAAAUGCUCAUUGUGGACCAUCUAACAUGGGAGUCAAUGAGGUUACUCAAUACCGUUCAGCAGCCCAAGAUGUUCAUUGAAAAAUUUAACGAAAUCACGAAUCAAUAUCUACAGGCCCUGAGUGGUAUAGUUCCUAUAUUCAACUAUAUGAAUCGGUUUUACGUUGAAAGCAAAUUGAGAACAGAUCUUGGCUUGGAGUUAAAGAAGUUGUUCAUAGGGCAUGUGGCGGACAGACACAUAUCUAACCUUAUCACCUUCCUGGUGGAUGUACUUAACAAGCCAUUCACUGUUCACCCCCAAAUCAUGUCUCAGCUUAUUGAAAAUUUAUAUAAACUUAAACCGGAAUAUGCAGAUCUACGGCCACAUCUUUUCGCUCGGUAUAUCCCUAAUGUAUUGCCGCCAACACAGGCCGACGAGUUGGAACGGUAUAUUGAGGAAACGCAGCAAAUGCAGCGUGAUCUUCGAACGCAUCCAUUGUUUAUGAGUGGUGAUCAGAGUCGAAAGCGUCCCGGUGAUGAUGGUGCAGGCAAGGACCCUCCAAUCGCUGUAAAUUAUUUUCCGCUAAAUCCCGAGUCUGAGGACAGCCAAUGAGAUUGAGAGACGUUUUCUCCAGAACGUUGGAUGUGAUUGGUGCUGAUAUACAUGUGACGAUUCCUGCUGGUAUCUUGAUGAUGAAAUCGGGAACGAAGUAUUUCUGUUGGUCUCUUAUAAAACAUGGCGAAGUGUACUUUGGAUGUUUGCAAUGAAUUUUGGAAGGCGAAUGAAGCCAAUACAUGGAUGUGUGUAUAUAUGCUGGCAUUUCCUGACUUGUGCGGUAACUUAUCAGAAAAACUGAAUCAGGAAUGUGUAUGUUUGACUUGUUCGCUGGCACUUCAGUGCAAAGGAACUGUCCAAUUUACUGUGUGAAUUCAAGCAUUGUUGACUUAAGUUUUCCUUAGACGUUCAACUAUGAAUUCAGAAGGAGCAGCAUAGUAGUACUUACAGAGUGGGAGGCUGUAUAUACGAAAAUGCAUUUGAUUUACUGAUAAGAUUCCAAGUGUGGGAUGUGAAAAUGUCAACAUUUUGGAUGAUAAUUAGGCAUUGUAAAAGUAGAUUCUUAUUUAUAAACCUUCCUUGUAUGGUAAACCUUACUUGACAUGUGGUUAGUUAAAAGGUUUAAGUCAGGCUUAUGCAGCGGUCAGGGUAAACCCUGUACCCCCUGGUAAAGGAUCUCCACUAAUUUAGUGUCGAGUUUUGAACAAAAAGUUCUUUCUGUCUGUUGACUUUCUGUUGAACAGAAAAAUAUGUAGUGUAACAUACCUGUCAACUCCUCCAUCAUUUUUUAUAGAAAGUUACUUGUACAACAAAAUGUUAUAAUCAGUUAAAAAUUGUUGGAAAAUGUGGCGAGCACUGGUGAUCUCAUUUCUAGUCCUUGGCGAAUUAGUGUCGAAUCCUGGGUUUUGAUAGAAAGUGUGAAGGGUUGAUCAACUGACCAGGGGGAUGCAAGGUUUACGUUGACCACUGUGUUGGUCUUGCUCUUAACAAUAGAGAAUGUUGCGGAGACAAUGAAGACUGCAUUUUGGGCAGUUCUAGAUUUAAAGUUCUUAUAUAUGAUGAUGUCACACCUACACCUACACCUACUGUACGAUACGAAAAACAUGUUAUUUGUCAUCCUGGUGGGACGUUGUCAUGCAGGAAUGAUAAUGGCAUACCUAGAGGUGAUGAUAUCACACCAGGUAUGCCCAAGCUGGACAUUGGCAAAUAUGUGUGGAAAUAUUUGACAAAGGUUGGUUGAACUCUUCAAUGUGGACAAAGUUUAUCCGAAGAUAUGUUAGGUUUUCACCAUUGAAAUAGGCAGUUCGCCUUUAAAUCUGAUCUGUGUCUGUUGACAGUUUAGGGGUUGCAUUUUAGAACGGAUUCUGAAGCUCAACAAUAAUAUUUGUUGGCUCAUGGGACAGUCAUCAGUUAAGUGGUUUGGGAGAAAGAGUCUGUGGUCUUUACAGUUUCAGACUGUUGUAGAUUGUGUAAAUAUUGAACAAUUUUGGGUAAAAAAGGUUGUUUGCGCUAUACCAGACCUGCAAUCGUUGUUAAAUGUACAUGUACUUGCCCUUUGUAUACAUGUACUUAUCAUCAAAACUUGUUGUUAUUAUUAUCAAUAGCAUACAUGGGCUCUUUUCGUAGAUAAUGCUUAAGACAGAAUAGUGGCUGUAGACGGCCAUUCAUGGGCAACCGUGCCAUGAGAGGGUGUUACAUUUUUAGUAUUCGCAGAUAUUUCUGUAUAUUCGCUUCCUAAUGUAGACUAUGCUUUGCCUAUUUUGCCUUUGACCGUGUUGUUAGGCCCAUUCAUUUACAAUUAAGAUUUCACAUAAUGCCCACAUUAAUAUUGUACUUUAUACUGAACUUGGUCUCACUGGGUCUCAAAACUGUCACUAUUAUAGGUCUCAACAGAGGCACUCAUGUUGUCAGGGAGCUGCCUAUCACCCGAGGUAGACUUUUAAACAGAGAGACGACCAGACUAGACCAGGUUUAAGUUAGGAGUUGGACACCUUAUCCAACAUGUCCUUAGUUUAGUAGAUAGUAAAUUUUGGCAAAACAAGGCUUGAAUUAUUGUAAGAUUCUGUGCCCAACUUGGGAGAGGGUAGUUGUCUUUCGGAGCAAAAUACAUCAUUGUCUUCAACAUAUGUGACUCGCUCUACCAAAACUAGGCGCUUGUCACAUCUGAACUUGACAGGUUGAUACAGACUUGUUGUUCAUUUCCCUAUUGUAGACCUUUUGUGAAAUCUAUUACAAACUGAUUUGGUCACAUUUCACAAAAGGUCCACAACAGGGAAAUGAACAACAAGUCCGUAUCAACCUGGCAAGUUCAGAUGCGACAAGCGCCUAGUUUUGGUAGAGCGGGUCACAUAUCUACAAAGUGAUAUCUUCAGAAAGUGUCUGCAGCACUUUCACUCAACUGCAGCCCACAUGCUUGGAUGGGAAAUGGUCCUAUUCUGGAAGCACAUGUCACAUAAUAAGAUAUUG
Molecule: messenger RNA, 3365 nt
Organism: Lineus longissimus
Lineage: Eukaryota; Metazoa; Nemertea; Pilidiophora; Heteronemertea; Lineidae
Product: CDK2-associated and cullin domain-containing protein 1-like
Exons: 9
Coding region: 75-956 (293 amino acids)
Biological process (GO): G1/S transition of mitotic cell cycle; ubiquitin-dependent protein catabolic process; positive regulation of protein kinase activity
Molecular function (GO): protein kinase binding; ubiquitin protein ligase binding
Source: RefSeq, a predicted model, not a curated record